UUAUACUGCCUGUGCUCACUAUGCUGUCUGUGUAUAUUACUGUAUGCUGCUUUUCUAUCAGUCAAAAAUCAGUCUCUGAUGCAUUCAUGCAUCAUUCACGAUGCAUUUCAGUGUUUCCCAGAACUGAGAUGGAUUAGUACAUAUUUGUUUAUCAUGUGUUUGACAUCAGGGCUGGCAGAGGGAAAGUAUUUGGUUGUGGGGAAGGUUUUGAAAAGCAGGGGGUCGGGUUUCAGCCAUCCCUCUCCUAUUUCUCAUUUGAAUCGGUGCUGCACAGCCCCUCACUCUCACUCAGGCUCAGCCCUUCACUCUCACUGAGGCUCAGCCCCUCACUCUCACUGAGGCUCACAGGCUGGGGCUGCACAUUUUGGAAGCUUUGAAGCCGAAAAACAUUCCUGGACUUUCCUGUAACAAAGCGAGGCUCUAAUGUGAACCAGAGGGUGCGGUGUGAGAUCCUCCUCCUGCCUGCUCUCCAUACCCUGAUGAGUCCUGAGCCACGGCACAGCUUCAGCCUCUCCGCAGACCUAUCGUUUGAUUGACAGUCUGAUUACACCUGUGAGGAUGCCUGGUGUGUAUGUCGUUCUGGCUUUGCUGGCGUUGUGGGGACACGGUGCGGUGCUGGCGGAACCCCCGAAAGGCAGGAGGUCCUACUCAAGGGAUGGGUCGUCUGGAUCCUCUAGAUCUUUGCCUCAGGGGAACCCUGGAGCUGAGACAGCUGGGCUGGCCCCAGAGCUGGACUUCAUGGCCGAGUUUUUCGGAAAGUACCGUCUGUGGGUGAUCACGGCCCCCUCCCACACGGACAACUACCUUGUCAUGAUGGAGAAGCAGAUCCAGGACAUGGAGACGGAGGGGCUAAACUGCCGCCUGGCCGAGAGGGACACCCUCAUAGUCACCAUCGUCCAGAACGCCAUGAUGGAGGGCAAAAUACGGCGAAGCAACGCGCAGGGAGACACCACAGAGGAGAGCUUAGAUUCGGACAUGGUGACCAAACUCCUCCACUACUUGCAGAUAGAAGACCAGAGCUUCUCCAUGCUCAUCCUCAAGAAGAACCUCAAGGUGGGAGAGUCGUUCCCCUAUCCCGUCCGAGUCGCAGCUAUCCUGGAGGCAAUAGACCAGCUGCCCGCGCGGAAACUGGAGAAGGUGACUCGCAAGGGCUCUACACAGAAAUGUAAGAUCAUUAAGAAGAGGUUAGUGGUGAAGAAGCCGCCCGCUGCCAAAAGGAGAGACUUCAGUCCCCAGAGGCUAGGAAAUGUGACUGUUGUCAGCACCAACCUACGGAUGCCUGUUGACAAGAAGGAGGCUCUGAAGAAUAAAGUCCAGACCAUCCUCAGUGGACACUCCAGAUUUGUCAUCCGCAAAGCACCAGCAGUGUCAAAAGGAGCCUUUUCCCCUCUGUCAUUUACCACUGAUGCUCAAGACAACCAGAGAGGAAUAGGGAGUAGCGAUGGAAACCAUGGAAACCGAAGAGGGAACAAGCAUGAAGCUACCACAGAAGUGGAGGAAGUGAAAGAUCUGGACGAAGCCAAUCACCACCCAGCACAGGGGCAAACAAAUGGGAAGUCCAAGUCCAAAAAGAAAGGGAAAGGGAAGAAGGACAGGAAAAAGAAGGGAAAGAGAGGAGGGAAGACGUCAGAGGCACGUGGAACAGAGACGGGAGCACUCAAAGAUUUCCUACAGAAAUUCCAGGGGAAAAGGAGAUUAAUGAUCCUUUCGGCCUCCAGUAACGUGGACAGCCAGUAUGAAAAACAGAAGGCGCUGAACGAGCAGCAUCAGUGCGACCUCGCUCUGAGGAAGGUCUCCAUGCUGUCCAUCCUCGGAUCCGAGCGCAACGCCAUGCUAACCCUCCAACACUAUCAGUUGGAUUCGGACACUCCUUCUGAGGCCCUCACUGAUGGGAUGGCAGAUGCUGAUUUGAUUGCACAGCUGCUGAAAGAGUAUGGAAUAACUACAAAAGAAUUCUCUAUGGUGGUCACAGACUAUGAUUGGAGGCCUAAGAGGGCUUUUACGAAACCAGCAGCUGUGGCGGACCUUACCAAGGUCAUAGACACCUUCCCCUCCAGACAACCUGAGAAGGAGCAGGAGAAAGCGGGCCCAUCCAUUUGCUCUGGAUCCAGCGCAGCCCAAAACUCCCUACUCAGGUUCAUGUCCAAACGGAGGCUCCUUAUCAUCUCUGCUCCAUCUGAGGGUGACUACUAUCUCCAGCAGCAGCUACAGGUCAUGAGAGGACAGGGCUGUCCUAUGGGUAUCCGCCAUUUUGCGUUGCUGAAAUUAAUUGGGUCGGGACCAGUAGCUUCCGGAACAGUAGAGCUGUUUCCACUUAAUGGAAAGAGCCAGACUGAGAAAGAGCCACUGUCUCAAGACGUGGUGAAUGGCCUCCGGGACCAGCUGAAGAUCAGCAAGGACUACUUCAGCAUGGUGGUGGUGGGCAAGGACGGCGAGCCCAAGGCCUGGUUCCCCUCUCCCAUGUGGUCGCUGGCCAACAUCUACGACCUAGUUGACUCCAUGGAGCUCCGUCAGCAGGAGGAGAAGCUCCAGAGGACCCUGGGCAUCCACUGCCCGGAGGACGGCGGCGCCACGGACCACGGCUACGACCCGGGGGCCGAGGACGGCUACCUCUACCACAGGCCAGAAGAGUAGAGGACGCAGGACUGCAGACGGAGCUGGGGAGACGUCCGAUCAGAAGAGCAGCUGAAGACCUCCACGGCACUCUCAGGUGGCGGCUGAUUCCAGAGUAGAUGUGGUCCUGUUCUGAACCAUUAAGUCUGGACACGAUACGGACCCGAUCUGAUCUGCAGUCAGCUGCCAACUGGUUUCUAGGGAGGACAUUAGUCCAUGGUGAAUGGAGUGGGGUGAUUCACACUAAACGAAAUUACUUAACAGCUGCUUCGCCAGCUCUGGCUUAGAGACUUCUCGAUUAAAGCAUUCUUUUCUUUUCAUUUCAUUUUCAUUCAUUUCUGUUCCUGUUCCUGUACCAUGUUUAUGGACUUCCUGUCUGAAUGGUCACCGUAAGAACUGUUUUAUUUAGCGAUCAACUGCACAAUAAAUCAGAUAAAGAAGAAGAAGAAAAGAAAAAAAAGAAAGAAAGAAGCACAGCAUCGCCUCUUGGUCCUUGUUCUCUUGAAAUAUAUCUCUGAGUUCCCUAGCAGCGAUUCUUAACAGUGUUGUUGACUGAGUGCUGUGACCUGUAGGUGUGAAGAUAACAUCUGUUUCUUAAAUCAUUCCUGUGUGGAACGAAACCAUCAAACACUUGUCUGUCACAAAAUGACUGGGGGGCACGCGCCUGCUUUGACUUGGGCGGUUCUGAGUAGUGCCCGUGUGUGAGGAGUUGAUUUUGGGGUGUAGAAACAUGUACGUCUUCUGAUAAUGAACCAGCAAUAAAAACAUCACAUUUAGAUGAUGUA
Clupea harengus (Atlantic herring) is the source of this 3398-nucleotide messenger RNA. It is a transcript of the gene ccdc80l2, whose product is annotated as coiled-coil domain containing 80 like 2. Gene Ontology annotation, cellular component: basement membrane. Gene Ontology annotation, biological process: positive regulation of cell-substrate adhesion; extracellular matrix organization. The record is from RefSeq and is a predicted model, not a curated record. Lineage: Eukaryota; Metazoa; Chordata; Actinopteri; Clupeiformes; Clupeidae.